Fomitopsis serialis is the source of this 2975-nucleotide messenger RNA. RefSeq lists its product as uncharacterized. The record is from RefSeq and is a predicted model, not a curated record. The transcript has 11 exons. NCBI's taxonomy places the organism in Eukaryota, Fungi, Basidiomycota, Agaricomycetes, Polyporales, Fomitopsidaceae. The coding region runs from base 25 to 2904 and encodes 959 amino acids.
UGGCUUCCAUAUGAAUCAAAAGUGAUGUUUCUCUUGGACUUGAUUGAUAAUCUUCCCCGCCUACGGAUAUCAAGCUCAUUGAUGCGUGUCCUAUUGUGGGUUCUGAAGGAGAUGGGAGUGCGCGAUGUACCAUCCUUGGAUCGGCUGCGAAAGGUGCAGAAACGGCUUCGAGGCUCAAGCGGUGUCGCGUCGCUUGAUUGUGUCUCAGUUCGUGGCAAUCGGUUCACAAUCAACGACCCUGUCGAAUUGGUCGCAAAGGACUAUGCAAAUCCACUCACCGUUCCGCACCUUGAGCGCUACAUUGUCGACCCAUGCGGGAAGAUCAGUGAAGUCUUUCAUGCCCAGAAAUGGCAUCACGACGUACCAUCGCACAUCCUGAGUCCUAUGUACAAUGACCGGCAGCGAAAUCAACACUUCUAUGUCAACGAGUUGGCUUGUAUGCAAGAUGGGACCUUCGUUAUACCCGUUCGGUGGGUGAUGCGAAGCGCAGGCGAUCUCCGAGCUGACGCGUAUCGCGUGAGCAUAUCCUUUAUCUUGAUGACGACUCCGCCUCUUCCAAUAGACUCUGUUGAUGCCGAAUACCCAGCAAAGAUGCCAAACCCUCUUCGUGAUAUUGCCAAGGGACGCCCGCUCUACACCAGCUUCAUCGACUAUUUCAGCGACGAUGUCUCAGGAAAUCGCUCAAAAUCCUGGAACAAGCACUGGAAUGCGUACAUGACUCAUCGGAACCUUCCGCGCCGUCUACUUCAACAAGAGUUCCAUACUCAUUUUGUGUCGACCUCGCAGCAUGCAAGCAUCGCGGAACAGUUCUUCGAAGCUAAGAAGCGAUUAGAAAUCAGAUCGACGCACACCAACCCCGUCAUUGUCUUUGAUGCCACAACGCAAGAGGAGGCUGCCCUUCGCAUCUACGCAAAUGCAGAGGCGUCAGACAAUCCCGUGUCCAGUGAGGUCGCGUCGCACAUAGGCGGGCAGGGGAAUCUUCUCUGUCGGAAGUGUGAUGCUGGCGGGACUGACAGAGAAAAGGAAAGUAAUGAUGGAUUCGAAAAGCUUUUCUCCCCCGGCAACUUACGGAACAAGGAUGCGAUCAUAGAGCAACUCAUACACCAGAUAUUUGAGGCCUGUUCUGGAGUCGCAAAACGUGUUCAGACAUCGCAGACGGAGACUGGAGUCAAGGACACUUACACGCAAUACUUCAUUGAGAAGAUCAUUGACGAAGCCCGCACCCUUCGGGAUAUGCAACCUGAGAUGACUCUCGAUGAAGUCCAGCAGUUCCUAUGGGCGAAGCAUGAGCCGAACAUGAAGGAGAUGCUCAGUCCGUUUCUCACCCUGGAAGGUUUCGACCCGUCGCAGGAUACCCCUAUCGAGCUUCUACACACAAUCCUGCUUGGUCUAGUCAAAUACGCCUGGCAUCCGACGCACACGAAGUGGAACACCAAACAGAAACAGACAUAUGCUUUACGCCUCCAGGCAACAAACCGGGAUGGUUUGUCCGUCCACCCUAUUCGCGCUAACUAUGUCAUGCAGUACGCAAACUCCUUGAUUGGUCGCCAGCUGAAGACAAUCAUCCAGACCGCUGUCUUCCAUGUCCAUGACCUCGUAGAUCCAACAGAAUUUCAGCUAUGGAAGGUCGUCGGAGAACUCGCUGUGCUUUUGUGGUUUACGGAGAUAUCAGAGACGAACCUCGAGCAAUAUCUGGCUGAUGUGCAGGUUGCGAUUGCCAACGUCCUCGACGUCUUUGCAGGAAUGGACCCGAGCAAACUGUUAGAGAAGAUCAAGUUACAUCUACUCAAUCACAUUUGCAAGGAUAUCCGUCGAUUUGGUCCUCUGCUGAACGAGAUGACAGAGUCCUUCGAGUGCUUCAACGCCAUCUUCCGUGCGUGUUCUGUUCUAUCAAACCAUCUCGCUCCAAGCCGUGAUAUUGCGAACCAAUUUGGCGACCUCGAGGGCUUCAAGCACCGCUUGACUGGUGGGUGGUGGGCCGACGAUGAAGGCGGAUGGAUCCGUGCUGGGACUGGAGUACGGGACUUCAUGCAGACGCGCCCCAUGCUCCAGACACUACUCGGGUGGUCUGAUCCUGAGGGGCUCGCACCAGGCACUAUCAAGCUCGCGCCUCUUCCUGCUGGUUGUCGCCACCGCCCGGAAGUCAACCUCCUCGAGACUGACGCCGCGCAUGCGUUGAAUCUCGGAACGUAUGAAGACACAACUCGCUGGCUUCGUUGCACAUCUGCCGUCUCACAGAGCAGUGACGAAUGCUUCCUACAGUCGUGGAUAUAUGCUGACUCCCCAAUCGAUGGACAACCAAUAACUGGGCGCAUUGCUGGCAUCUUCGCGCGUGGUAUGCCGAACGCCGAGGAAGCAAUUGCUGUCCUUGACGUAUACCAUGUCUCGUCUCAGCGUCAUGAUGUCUAUGGCAUGCCUGUCCUAAUCCGGCGGCAAGGAGAGGCUCAAUCGGUGAUUGUACUCGUCAAGAACCUCAAGUUCAAGUACAACGUUCAGCACGACUGCGCAAAUGGGAGAUGUUCUCCCAGUGGCGCACGGCCGCGUAUGCAAGAACGACGGGCCACAACAAUCAUGGAAGACUUCAUUGAACACGGUGAACUCGAUCAUUGGAUCAUCAACACCCUCAGCUUCCAUAAUGCGCACUUGAUACGGGACAUGUUACCGCGCUCGCUCUGGGCGCCCAUUGCACUCCACGAAGACCGAGAGGUCAAGCAUAUCGAAUUUGCGACAGCCUUACGAGAGCAACGACACACGAAACGCGCAGCGCAGAAAGCGAAGGCUGAAGCGAAGAAAGCAGCAAACCAAGCCGAGCGUGAUAAUGGGAUGGCAAACGGCGAGCCGAGUCGUCCGAGAAAACGCAAGCGACAGUCCGGGGUUGAUAUAGGAAUGGACAUAGAUACUUGACUGAUAUCACUACGCUUACGUGCAUGUAGUCUACACCGGGAUUCAAUGAUAACCUGCAAGGUGUUUGCGUC